Cynoglossus semilaevis (tongue sole) is the source of this 2302-nucleotide messenger RNA. It is a transcript of the gene hnrnpk, whose product is annotated as heterogeneous nuclear ribonucleoprotein K. NCBI's taxonomy places the organism in Eukaryota, Metazoa, Chordata, Actinopteri, Pleuronectiformes, Cynoglossidae. Bases 230 to 1531 code for a protein of 433 amino acids. Gene Ontology annotation, molecular function: RNA binding. The transcript is spliced from 16 exons. The record is from RefSeq and is a predicted model, not a curated record.
UAUUUAAACCAAUCAUAACUCCCUAUUGGAUGCCAUUUUCCCUGCUCCACCAAUAGGGGCAGUUAAGUUCAACCCACAUUUUAAGGUUGGUUGGUAGAGAAGGAAGGGGACGAGUGAGGACUCACACGGAAGACCACUGAAGCUCAACGGGGCCAAUUUUCUGCUCUCCAUCUGUUGCUGCCUGUUUUUUACACGGUGUCCAACUCGUCGCUUUGACUGUCAGAAGACCAUGGAGACAGAAAUUGAACAGCACGAAGAAUCAUUUAGCAACAACGAGACAAACGGUAAGCGCCCUGCUGAGGAUGCAGAUGAACAGAAAUCGUUCAAGCGCUCGAGGAAUUCAGACGAGAUGGUUGAGCUUCGCAUCCUCCUGCAGAGCAAAAACGCAGGAGCUGUGAUUGGAAAGGGUGGUAAAAACAUCAAAGCCCUGCGUACAGACUACAAUGCCAGUGUGUCAGUCCCAGACAGCAGUGGGCCUGAGCGCAUCCUGAGCAUCAGUGCUGAUAUUGAGACAGUUGGAGAAAUCCUGCUCAAGAUUAUUCCAACACUUGAAGAGUACCAGCAGUAUAAUGGUAUGGAUUUUGACUGUGAGCUGCGUUUGCUGAUCCAUCAGAGCCUUGCGGGCUCAAUCAUUGGGGUGAAGGGAGCCAAAAUUAAGGAGCUCCGGGAGAAUACAAAAACCAGCAUCAAGCUGUUUCAGGAGUGCUGUCCUCAGUCAACAGACCGUGUGGUGCUAGUUGGUGGUAAAACAGAGAGAGUGGUGGAGUGUAUCAAGACCAUGCUCGAGCUCAUCGCUGAUGCCCCCAUAAAAGGUCGCGCCCAGCCCUAUGACCCAAACUUCUACGACGAAACCUAUGAAUACGGUGGAUUCACCAUGAUGUUUGAAGACCGGGGCAGCAGCCGAAGAAUGAUGGGAGGCUUCCCAAUGCGUGGUGGAAGGUCCAGCGCUGGAGACCGUGGCUAUGAAAGGAUGUCUUCCAGCAGAGGCCCACGUGGUCCCAUGCCCCCCUCUCGUCGGGACUACGAUGAUAUGAGCCCCCGUCGAGGUCCUCCUCCUCACCCAAGCAGAGUCAGCAGGGGAAGUAGCCGUGGACGCAACAUGUCCAUUGGACAUCCACACAGAGGAGGAGAUGAUCGUUACUAUGACUCGUACCGUGGCUCAGAUGAAAGGUCAAAUGACAGAAGAAGCAGACCAGAUCGCUACAGCGAUAGCAUGGGGGGGGCAUAUGACAACAGUUCAUCUUGGGAUAGCUACCAGUCAGGUGGACGAGGCUCCUACAGUGAUAUAAGUGGUCCUACUGUCACCACACAAGUGACGAUCCCCAAAGAUCUUGCUGGGUCUAUUAUUGGUAAGGGAGGCCAGAGGAUCAAACAGAUCCGUCAUGACUCUGGAGCCUCUAUCAAAAUCGAUGAGCCUCUGGAAGGUGCUGAGGAUCGAAUAAUCACCAUUAUUGGCACACAGGAUCAAAUCCAGAAUGCUCAGUACCUUCUACAGCACAGUGUGAAGCAGUACUCUGGUCAUUUGCUGUAGACCCAGGAGACUCUGACUGAAGUAGACCCAGAUCACCCUCAUUAUCUCAAACCUUUCCACCUCAGUGUGACUCAUUCACUUCAAAUCUUUUUUUUUCUGGUUCAUGGGUGUUUUUCUUAUUUUUUAGUUUAACUUUAUUUUUGUAAUUUUGUUUUAUUGGAAAAUAUCUAACAUUCCUGUGCAUUUAAAAUGUAGAUGUCCUGCAUUUUUAAGAGUGUCGUCUAUCAGUUUGUAAGAGGCUUAACACAUCUGUUAUGGUCUAGAAAAAGAGAAAAUGUCAUUCUUUUGCUUGUUUUCCUCCAUAAUGUCUACAUUUGUGACUUAAAAAUCUGUCCUGUGGGUGAGCAUGCAUGUUGACAAGGUUCCUGCAUUUUUUAAUCAAUCCCUUUACACAGUGUUGUACAAAAAUACAAGUUGUGCAACAUAGAGAAUGUAAAAUGUCCAUUUUGAACCAUUUAUUUUUAUUAAAAAGAAAUGUAAAUUUUACCCUGAAAGAUUACAGUUUUUUGGGAUGUUCUAAGUUGCGAUGCUUGUACAAGCCUGGUACAGGACACUGAAUUAUUUUUAAGGAUAUAAUUUGUGUAACAAAUAAGCUGACUCGUGUAACUAAUUCUUCACAAAUGGUAACUUGAAGUGAGUGAUUAUUUGACAAACUGAUUAUUUUGUCUCAUUGACCCUGCAUUAUCUGUGCUCUGUACUUGUUUGUGCACCAUGCUGUAGUCGUCACUCUUUGAAAUUGUAAAAUGAAUAAAGAUGCCACUUUUUAACUAA